Messenger RNA from Syngnathoides biaculeatus (alligator pipefish), 1160 nucleotides. RefSeq names its product steroid receptor RNA activator 1 (gene sra1). Gene Ontology annotation, biological process: regulation of transcription by RNA polymerase II. The coding region runs from base 297 to 944 and encodes 215 amino acids. The transcript has 6 exons. The record is from RefSeq and is a predicted model, not a curated record. Lineage: Eukaryota; Metazoa; Chordata; Actinopteri; Syngnathiformes; Syngnathidae. Gene Ontology annotation, cellular component: nucleus.
ACCGCGCGCUUUAUGGCAAACGAUACACUCGGCUCAUCCGGUUACACGAUCAUUAGUUUUUUGAAAAUACAAUUUUCAAAAUUUAGCGUUAAAAAUAACUACGGCAAAGUCUCCAUGACACUGGGUAUUUUGUACAACACGAACAGUCGUUACACAUGAGGACAAUCCUCGUACUCAAAGCUAAUGCACUUUAUCUCGCUGCCCCUUAACCAGGAAGUCUUUUUUUAUUAUUAUUAUCAUCUGUAGUCUGUUAUCUUAUCUUAGCUUUGGUUUACACUUGUCAACAUUAACACACAAUGGAGGACAUGUACGUCAAACCAGGUAACCAGGAACGAGGAUGGAACGACCCCCCUCAGUUCUCCUACGGCCUCCAGACAGCCCACACGCCCCAGAGGAACCUCCUCAACAAGAGGCCUGCGAUGCCUGUAGACGCAGCGGCGCCGUUCAAGACUCCUCAUCCCUGUGCCUCCGGUCCAUUGCCGUGUGGCGUGGCCCCGCCUCCCGCAGGGCGUGCGCCCGAAUGGAAGGUCACACCUCCCGCGGCCGGCGCGGGGGAAAAGAGGAUUGAGGGUGACGAGGACUGCGGCCAGUUGGAGGCGGAGCCCGACGUGGAGGGAGUGGAGGAGAUUCUGGAGGGAGCGCUAGCCGCAUGCAGGCGGGACGUCGCGCCCCAAGUGUGCAACGAUGUGGAAAAGAGACUCCGCCUCUUUAAGGACAGCUGGACAUCUGGACGACUGAGUCUCGCCGUGCGGAAACGCAUGAGCGCCUUGUCGCGAGAAAUGCAAGCGGGACGCUGGGACCAGGCCGACGAGAUUCACCGCUCCCUGAUGGUGGAUCACGUGACCGAGGUCAGCCAAUGGAUGGUCGGCGUCAAGCGACUGAUUGCCGAGACCCGCAAGCUCUGCCCCGAAACGUUGGACAGCGGUGACGCCUGUCAGUCGUGACCUUUGAAUGUUUUCACUCAGGCGGCCGCUCGCAAAGUCAAGGUAGACAAAGUUAAAAGUAAAGAAUGGGAGGGAGGGGUUGUUGCCAUAGCAACCACCCAGCAACCACCAUUCUCCUGUACUGGCUCACCAAUCAGACUGCUUCAACACCAGCAAAGAUAUGUUUUUUCUUUUCUGGAUGUUUGACCUGAAGAUAAUAAAAAAUUUACACGAUGA